GAUCGGAAUGAUGCCGUGCACACCUUUGGACAGACCGUGGAGCGGAAGAAGGCCAAAGAGAGUGCCAAAGACAAGGACCCCAAGGAGGCUGGGGUUGAUGAAAAGAUCGCCGAGCUGAACAAAUGUAAGAUUCAGAUUGGCGAGCGAUCGGAAGCAGAAUGUGCCCCACCUGAAGUGCAGUUGGACUUCGACUCCUGGAAGCAUGAGGUCGAUUCUGCUGACUUGAAGAAUAUGAAAGCAGGACACGUACUGCCUGUGAACAAGGCAGCACAGCAGUAUUUCAACAAGAAGACGCAAAAGAGCCUGAUCGAGCUUGUGGAAGAUCCUUCAUCGCUGAAGAAAUCGGUGAAUAUGCGGCGCAUGGAAAUGGAGGAGGUCGCAAGCUAUUGUGCUGCCAGCAGCCUCAACGGGAUUCCAGAGAAUGACACCAUCAAGGCCAAAGCUCAGGCUGAUAGAGGUUCCAAAGAGAAGAAGAGACUUGGGCAAAAUGGGCAAAAGUCACCAGAAAUCCCUUCAAUACUUGUGCACUGCACAAGAAGUUGCCAAUCGCCGUUUAGAAUUCAGAAAGGCUACCUAUCAGGGCCAAGGAAUUACUUUGGUACAGCCGGGUACGCAGUUCCUUCAGCCAAGGAAGCCCAGAGUUGA
This is a messenger RNA of Durusdinium trenchii, 645 nucleotides long. Lineage: Eukaryota; Dinophyceae; Suessiales; Symbiodiniaceae. The record is from the annotation of a GenBank genome assembly.